CGUUUCCGGGGGCGGGAGGCGCAGGCUGAGGCGGUCGCGGCGGCGGCGGCGGCGGCUUGAACGGGCCUGGCGCCGGCAGCGGAAAGUAUCCUACCGGCUGGCUAUGUGAGCGCCGAGCCAUUGGCAGCACUGAACAAGAUUUGUGAUGAAAUGGAGCCUGGAACAAACUCUUUUCGAGUAGAAUUUCCUGAUUUUUCCAGCACCAUUCUACAGAAACUGAACCAGCAGCGCCAGCAAGGACAACUAUGUGAUGUCUCCAUUGUUGUCCAAGGCCACAUUUUCCGGGCACACAAAGCUGUUCUUGCUGCCAGUUCACCCUACUUUUGUGACCAGGUACUCCUGAAAAACAGCAGGAGGAUUGUUUUGCCUGAUGUGAUGAACCCCAGGGUGUUUGAGAACAUUCUCCUAUCAAGUUAUACGGGACGUCUAGUCAUGCCUGCUCCAGAAAUUGUUAGUUACUUAACAGCAGCAAGCUUCCUUCAGAUGUGGCAUGUGGUAGACAAAUGCACUGAGGUUUUAGAGGGAAACCCUACAGUCCUCUGUCAGAAGCUGAAUCAUGGCAGUGACCACCAGUCUCCAAGCAGCAGUAGUUACAACGGCCUAGUGGAGAGCUUUGAGCUGGGCUCUGGGGGCCAUACUGAUUUCCCCAAAGCCCAGGAACUGAGGGAUGGAGAGAAUGAAGAGGAGAGCACCAAAGAUGAGCUGUCAUCUCAGCUCACCGAGCACGAAUACCUUCCUAGCAACUCGUCCACAGAGCAUGACCGGCUGAGCACUGAGAUGACGAGCCAGGACGGGGAGGAGGGGGCCAGCGACAGUGCCGAGUUCCACUACACCCGGCCUAUGUACAGCAAGCCCAGCAUAAUGGCUCACAAACGCUGGAUCCAUGUGAAGCCUGAACGCUUCGAACAAGCAUGCGAGGGCAUGGAUGUGCACGCACCCUACGAUGAGCACCAGGUCACUGAGUCCAUCAACACCAUGCAGACAGAGCACUCGGUCCAGCCCUCGGGAGUAGAGGAAGACUUUCACAUCGGGGAAAAAAAGGUGGAAGCAGAGUUUGACGAACAGGCUGAUGAAAGCAAUUAUGAUGAGCAGGUGGAUUUCUAUGGCUCUUCCAUGGAAGAGUUUUCCGGAGAGAGGUCAGAUGGAAAUCUAAUUGGGCACAGACAGGAGGCUGCCCUAGCAGCAGGCUAUAGUGAGAACAUUGAAAUGGUGACAGGGAUUAAAGAAGAAGCUUCCCACUUAGGAUUCUCAGCCACUGACAAGCUGUAUCCUUGUCAGUGCGGAAAGAGUUUCACUCACAAGAGUCAGAGAGAUCGACACAUGAGCAUGCACCUCGGUCUUCGGCCUUACGGCUGUGGUGUCUGUGGUAAGAAAUUCAAAAUGAAGCAUCAUCUCGUGGGCCACAUGAAGAUUCACACAGGCAUAAAGCCGUAUGAGUGUAAUAUCUGUGCAAAGAGAUUUAUGUGGAGGGACAGUUUCCACAGGCAUGUGACUUCUUGUACCAAGUCCUACGAAGCUGCAAAGGCUGAGCAGAAUACGACUGAGGCUAACUAAAAAUAGGGUCUGGCCCUUGAGUGGCAGGCACAAAAAUAAACUAUGGUAAUUAUGCAAAUCUGGGCACAGAUGAUGCGUGCUACUUGCUAUUAUGAGAGAAGCUUAAAAAAAAAAGGAAGAUAUUUCUGAAAGACCAGCUCUAAGUAGGCCAAUUAAAAAAUCUAAUUCUUCAAAUCUGUAUGUUCCAGGCCAGGCCUGCAGUGGGUAAUGGGGAAUAAGUUAGUCCACCUCCCACCUGGCCAGGUAAUCCUUCUGGCCUGUUGUGAUCGAGGCAGGUGGACUUGGUGAUGGAAACACCUGCACUUGGAGCUGUGUUCCAUUUCAGGUGGCAGCAGUUUUUGAUCACUCAUCAUUACAAGGUCAUAUUGGAAUUUUAUUUUGCUCUUACUCUAGAUACUUAGGUAACGUGGAUUUGUUUUGGUAGCUGCUUCACUGAAUGAAAUGCUACUUAAUGUAAUAGCUACAAAUAAUGUGAUUCCUAGGAUACGAAAUUGUUAACGGAGCUCUCUUGUCUGGUUUCAUUCUUUCUAAAGGGUAUUUUAACUAAAACUGUGGAGAUACUAAAAGGGUGACAUUCUAAGUAUGAAACAAAUAACUUAUGGUACAAGCUUCAAUUUCUAUAAGAUGCCACUGUCACAAUGUGUUUCAGACUCUUGGUAAGUCAGAGUUUAAUUAUAUUUUAGUAUUAACAUUUAGUUUGAACAAUUGUAUCUAAUUGUAAUUCUCUAGGGUGCCAGAGAUAGGUAUUUCUAAUUGGUUUGCUGUCCCAAAUCCCAUUUGUUUAAUUGUAGCAUCCACACAGUGGGAUCUGCUCUGUGGCUAGAAGACUCCUAGCCUGCUUUGACUCUGACCACGGUGGUACUAUUGGCUGCUCCAGGCAGUUUACCCUGUCUUAGAGUAUGGUGCCUCCUGAAGAGGUCAGUGAGUGACCACCAUUAUUGGGAAGGAGCCAGAAGUCACAGCUGAGAGUUACCUGUGAACUUCAGGAGUUAAUAGAGUGCUACAGUGACACUCCAGUUGUCAAGAGUGAGCGCUGCUGAGUAGCAGAAUUUUGAGUGUCAGUUUAUACUUGAGGAGGGUGGGUGGAAACUGCCCAAGAAAAGCGGAGUCUUGAAAAUACACUGGUUGGGGAGAUACUCAUAGUGGGGUACACUGAGCUAAUACUUCCAGCUUGAGUGCUGGAAUGUAUUUUAAAAGGGGGAAAGAACGAGUCCUAACUAAUUUUAGAAAGUAGUCCACAGAUUCAUGCUCCCGUAUUAUAGAUGAAGCUGCAUAAAUUUGCAAGCCCACAUAGCUAUACCUACCAAAAAAAAACAAGAAAAGCAGCUAUUCUGAGAUCUUUUCUGAGGAUCAGUCAGAUGUUUUAGGUUAAAAAAGAAGCAUAUAUUCAGGAUGUUUUAAGCUGUGUAAUAUACCUGAAGUUAUCACAAGGUAGUACAGGGUGCUACUAUUAUGUCAACUUUUCCGUAAACUUGCUGAUCUAUUAUUUCUUAGUGGAAACUUUUUCUUUAAAAUAAAAAUAACUUUUCUUGAAUUUGGGGUGAAAUUUUGUUUUAAAAGUUUGGCUUUGCUCUAAUGUGAUAGACGUUGCUGGCAAUGGCCUCUGAGUCUCAAGCUCCUACCAUCAAGGCAUUUACUUGUUAAAAGUUGUUUGGAAAGGGGAAAGUAAGGCUUACCAGUUAACUCUUGUAAUCAAGAUUACAGAGCAGGGAUCUAUUCAUUAACACUGUAUCAUUCUCGAUAUAUAAAAAGCACUUUGUAUUUAAAACUUUAUUAUAAAUAUAUAUACAGAUAGAUUUUUUUAACCUAGAAAUUAGAUAUUACCUCUUGGUUGUUUGCCACGUUAAUAUCCUCUUCUCUUAGUGUUGGAACCAUCAGUUAACAGUCCUUUCUCUGUACCCGACAGAGCAUAUAGAGGUGACUGUACCAUCAAGUUCAGUUGCUUCUUUUUUUCUCAUGUUAGAAGCCAGUGGGAUUUAGGUAUAAUCCUAGCCAUGAUGUGUGAGAAGCUGUUUUAUUACUCCUACUAAUUUGGGUACUAAGGCAGUGAAGCCAUUUGUUCUGCCAAAAACUGAUCAUUUGGUAUCAGCAAACCAUUUUCUGCCUAUUUGGAAGGUUUGAUGUGCUGGUUUCCAUUAACGAUUAUAUUCAGAUGAGCACUGGGACAUUUGAGAAGUCUGAGAGGUAAAAGAAAAAUAUCCUGGAAAAAUUAUAGUGAGAUCAGCACACCCGUCAUGAGUAAUGGGGAAGAAGAGCUCUUGUUCAGCCAGGACUCGUGGGCAGCCCUUAGGUGGUGGUUUUGGAAGCAGUUAGUUGUGUUGGGACUUACUUAAUGUGUUGUGAAGAGAGGUGUAUCUUUUAUUGAAAUCCUUUCAUAUACAUCAGCUACCAAAUGUAGAAUAUAAAUGUAAGUUCCUCACAUCUGCUGUUUCAAGUUUUUUUAUGAUAGUGGGGUUUUCAUAAAAAUUAGGGUUGCUGAUCAGGUCAGCCAGACCGUGUGAGGUGGUUGGGCAUCUGAAAUGCUGGCGGUGUUCAGAGAGGCAGGGGAAGGGGAUUGCCUUAGUUUGUAUAGUAAAAGUGAGGUUUUAUAAACUUCGCUUUUUAAGAUUAGGAGAUCAUACCUUUUUUUUCCUGCCCAGCCUGGGUUGGAUAGUCUCUCUCCUUACUCAGUACAGCUUUAGAAAAUCUUUAUCCUUCCCAAUGAGUUUGGAUAGUAGAAGGUAACAUUUUCCAAACAAUCUUUCAGGGAUUGUGUCAGUGACCUACAGCCAAGGUAUUUGUCCCCGAGUUUGAGUCUUAACUGUGGUUUUUCCUCAGUCCCAGUGGGAAAGGGCUUCAAGGCACCACCAGUGGUAUUUAAUAUUUAGUGCUUAUGCCAUGCCUUUAAUUUGAGAUGUGCACAUUACAAUAAUCCACUUGGUGAAGUAGGUAUCACCGUCUAACCGAGGAAGAACUGCCAUAGCCUUUCCUCAGCUGUUGAGGGUUAUCCUCAGGCGCUUCUGGGCCGCAGCCUGUUGAUUCUGAUUUCUGGACCUCACUUUCUUCCAAUCCUUUCUUUUGGCCACCACUUUCAAAGAGUCUGUCCAGGAGGGUCUCCUCCAUUCUUUUGGGCAUUUGCUGAACUAAACUGACCCUGAGCUGACUUCUGUCUAUUUGGGAAAGCUGCUUAGUCUCAGUGGCGUCUUCCUGCAGAAGCACACGCCUCCCCAAGCUGCUGCGGAAAUGAAGUUGGGGCAGAGCAGAAGCAGCAAUCGCCUGGGAAAGGGAUUUGCUGUAGCCUCUUGGGGAAGGGUGGAGAGGACGCCAUCACUCCAAAUCCAGGUGUUUGCUUUUCUAAGGUCUCUGAUAAUUUAGGAAUGCUGAAAACCAAGCAACAUACCCCCUCCCCCAGCCCCUUCUGUGCCACACUAAUUUUGUGAUUUAGGUUGCUUUCAUGGGUGACUAACUCUGUUCAGUGAAACCAGGGUGUUUGUUUGAGUUUUUUCUUUGCUACUUAUACGUUUAAAGGUACAUGUUUCUUAUUUCAAAUCUCUACUGAUAAUGCCCUAUGGGAAGAUGCUGGAACACAUUUUGCAAAUGUGAGUUUUUUUUUUUUAAGUUUU
Messenger RNA from Camelus dromedarius (Arabian camel), 5156 nucleotides. RefSeq names its product zinc finger and BTB domain containing 43 (gene ZBTB43). The record is from RefSeq and is a predicted model, not a curated record. Gene Ontology annotation, biological process: regulation of transcription by RNA polymerase II. The transcript has 2 exons. Lineage: Eukaryota; Metazoa; Chordata; Mammalia; Artiodactyla; Camelidae. The coding region runs from base 151 to 1554 and encodes 467 amino acids. Gene Ontology annotation, molecular function: DNA-binding transcription factor activity, RNA polymerase II-specific; protein binding; RNA polymerase II cis-regulatory region sequence-specific DNA binding.